ACCGGAAGGCGGUCUCGGCCUGGGGGUGCGGGGGUCCCCGCGCGGGUCGGUCCCGGGGGAUGUGGAGGGCUGGCAGCAUGUCGGCGGAGCUGGGAGUCGGGUUCGCACUGCGGGCAGUGAACGAGCGCGUGCAGCAGGCGGUGGCGCGGCGGCCGCGGGAUCUUCCAGCCGUCCAGCCCCGGCUAGUAGCAGUCAGCAAAACCAAACCUGUGGAAAUGGUGAUUGAAGCCUACUGUCAUGGCCAGCGCACUUUUGGGGAGAACUAUGUUCAAGAACUGCUAGAAAAAGCAUCAAAUCCUAAAAUUCUGUCUUCGUGUCCUGAGAUCAAAUGGCACUUCAUUGGCCACCUACAGAAACAAAAUGUCAACAAAUUGAUGGCCGUCCCCAAUCUCUUCAUGCUGGAAACAGUGGAUUCUGUGAAGUUGGCAGACAAAGUGAACAGUUCGUGGCAGAAAAAAGGUUCUCCCGAAAGGUUAAAGGUUAUGGUCCAGGUUAACACCAGUGGAGAGCAGAGUAAACAUGGCCUUCUGCCUUCAGAGACAGUAUCCAUGGUGGAACAUAUAAAUGCCAAGUGCCCCAGCCUGGAAUUUGUGGGGCUGAUGACCAUAGGAAGCUUUGGACAUGAUCUCAGUCAAGGACCAAAUCCGGACUUCCAGGUGUUACUCUCCCUCCGAGAGGAGCUGUGUAAAAAGCUGAGUGUCCCUCCUGAGCAGGUGGAGCUGAGCAUGGGCAUGUCCAUGGACUUCCAGCAUGCAAUUGAAGUAGGAUCUACGAAUGUCAGAGUAGGAAGCACCAUUUUUGGAGAGCGAGAUUACUCCAAGAAACCUCCCUUAGACAAGUCCCCUGCAGACCUGAAGACCCCAGUGGAAGUGGCGCAGGCACACUGAGCCCAACACAAACAGCUGUGGCUCCCAUCCCGUGGGCCCGUCCAGGAAGACUAACUAUGCACUCACCUGGAAUUCCAUUUUGAUGUUCCCUGUGUUACAGCACAGCAACACUCUCCUUGUAACCUGGAGAGAGCAUGCUGAUGACUGUGUGUAUUGACAGGAACCAUCUGUACUUAGGAUCUGGCAUAACAAGCUCACUGCAGAUAGUAGUUUUGGAUUGGAUUUGAGAAAUCCUGACAUUUCCACAGAACAGAUACCAAAUCAGUAGCCAGGCAUCGAGUUCAGUUUUGAAUCCUGCCCAGGAACACCAACCAACCCAUGAAUGCUUUUCCCAGAUUAAAAUGUGGCCACUGAUGCCUGUAAUCACCAAAGUGAGAGGGAUUCGCAUUUGUCAUCCCCCUUAAUAGAAAAUUUUCUCCUACAAACCCCUCCUGAGUAAUUGUCUUUGUUGCUGUGGAGCGAAGUGAUUGCUGGCCCCAGUUCCACCACCCCCCACCCCUCCCCACCAGCAAAUAUUGUCUCUACUCUGGAAUGACAGUACAGGUACCCCUCCAAACCCAAAUCAUUGCGGGUAAGAGUUUAUGGCAUUGGCCACCUUGUGGUGUUGAUCCUGAAAAUCACAGGGGUAACAUAAAUGGGCUUGGGCCUUUCUCACAUCCUCCUGAAGAGACAGGGCUCUGAGCUUUUUCUCAGUGACAGGAAGUCAAGGCUGUGAUUUCACCAUAAUCUUUUUAAUGGUGAUUUCUCAUCAAAGACCAGUGAAUCUCCUAGCUCCCCAGAAAUUGCUUCAAGGCUAGUUCAGGUUUGCAGUUUCGACAAGGCCUGGCUUUGAGGUUCCCGUCCCUGCGACCAUUCCCCAGGCACAUCUAUAACCUCCCCUCCCCUGCUACAUUGAUAAGCCAAAAUUUUGUAACUUCUUGAUUGUUAAUAAAGUAGCAAGAUAUUCGAAAACCAGAAAGCACAAUCCUCAGAUUCAUAACAGAUGACUUCAGUCUGUUGUUUAGUUCCUAGAUGUCUUUUUCCUUAUUUAUUUAAGCCCCAGUCUUUAAUUUCAUGAAACAACUUUCAGAACCUGCUGCUGCUGAAUGUAAUUUUGUAAAACUUAAAACCAUUAUGAUAACUGUUUCAGUCAGAACUCUAACAUGAUGUUCCAGAGUAUAUUAAAUAAAAAUGUGAAUUUGAAUUAUA
Molecule: messenger RNA, 2075 nt
Organism: Nyctereutes procyonoides (raccoon dog)
Lineage: Eukaryota; Metazoa; Chordata; Mammalia; Carnivora; Canidae
Gene: PLPBP
Product: pyridoxal phosphate binding protein
Exons: 8
Coding region: 60-887 (275 amino acids)
Cellular component (GO): intracellular anatomical structure
Molecular function (GO): pyridoxal phosphate binding
Source: RefSeq, a predicted model, not a curated record